UAAAGAACCCGGAAAUACAAUGUUCGGUGACGAGAUGGUUUUAACGGGAGUAGCCUAUACAGUAGAGAUAUUAUAAUAAUAAUACAGUAAUACAGAACGUGCAUGUGUUGCUGCUUUGCAUUGUUUGGGAACCCCAGAGUCCAGAUACUGAAGUCGUUGGUUUAAAGCCGUCGAUCUGGCGACAGCACCAGCGUUUGUUUAUAUUCAUGGACAAAGAGAAGUGUGGCGACAAUCGUGCUCAGUGCUCCUGGAUGGAGAUGCAUCAGUUCAUUGGUGACCUUCUCACAUCUGGAAACGCCUUAAAGGAUCAGCCAGAUGUGCUGAACGCAGCAUGGGGUAUGCCACCACCACCACCAGCAGCUGUAGCUAUGGCUGGUGCUGGUGCUGGUGGUGAGGCUCUGCGGUUCAAAGGUGCUUCACUGGAACCUCGAGCUGGCCGGGACAAGCCUGAGGCCGAGGCGGGCCGGCGGGUCCAGCCUGGGGCAUCGCAGAGGAAGGGAGAGCCCAGAGACAGGAGAGAAGAUGUGCAUAAUGCCUGCACCUGCCCUGGCUGCCCUUACUCCACUUGUCCAGCUUCCUUUGAGACUUUAAAACCCAGACACUCUUUGUCCUCGCCCCCACGCUCGGAUGCAGUGUGCCACCCCAAAGACCUCAGCAGUACCGCUCAGAUGAGUCUCAGCAUGUGCUUACCAGACACCACUGAGCCGAGCAGCACCACGUCUGAGCUAGAGACCAGGGCAUCCAGCCGACCGCAGAGGGAGCCCGCAGACCGAGGGCCUCCGAAACCAGACCAGACUCCCGCUCCCAGAGCGUCCUCGGGCUCUUUGUCCCACCUCUCCAUGUUUCCCUGCUUGUGUUGCCAUCGCAGCCUACAAACCUGCACCCAGAUACUGAGCCACCAGGAAGGCCCAGACUCCCCGUUUUCUCACGCCCAUCAUUUUCGUCACCACCACUGUCCCAUAACGUCUUGUUUACCCUGCCCUCAGCUCGCCCGCUCUCACGCUCCACAGCUCUCUGGCCCUUUUCCCUGCCUGCCUUGCCAGCGCUCCUUUCCUACCUGUACCCAGGUCUGCCACCACCAGCACAGACAGACGCCCCCUCAGCAACAAGAGGACAGCGGCAGGGCAGCUGCGACCAUGCUGUCGCUCCAUCCCUGUAUGCACUGCUCUGCCUCUUUUUCCAGACCGUCCCAGUUGCUGCAGCACCAGCGCUCUGAGCACGCUCACAAACCACCCGGCUUCCUCUGCACAGAGUGCGGUAGGGCCUUUAACUCGCACAGCAAUCUCCGAAUCCACCUCAACGUGCACACCGGUGCCCGGCCCUACUCGUGCUCUGACUGCGGGAAGAGUUUCAGCCAGUCGGGGGCUCUGAAGAUCCACAGGCGGAUUCACACAGGUGAAAGGCCAUAUUCCUGUCGAUUUUGCGGCAGGGGGUUUCCCCACCUGGCAGGGGUCCGGGCCCAUCAGAGGACCCACACAGGAGAGAAGCCGUACUGCUGUAGCCAGUGUGGCAAAUGUUUCACCCAGUCAGGGGCUCUUAAGAUCCAUAUGCGCAUCCACACAGGGGAGAGACCCUUCAUCUGCAGCUUCUGCGAGAAAGGCUUUUCCAACCGCUCCGGGAUCCGCUUCCACUACCGCACAGUCCACGGGAUUACCCCCGAUCACGCUGGAGAAGCUGGAGCUGGGGACGCGUAUCGGGGACCAGCAGGCCGUGGUUAUCCCCCUGGGCGUCCCAGGACUUAUCCUCAAGCCAGCGUCGGGCUAAAUACACCUAACGGUCAAGAGAGUCAUUUGCACACCGCUCCAAAUUCCAGAGAGGGUUCGGUGUCGACCGCUGCUCAUCACAAAUCUCAGUCAGAGGGAGCAAACCCAGGCAGCAGCAGAGAGGGGCUUCUGUAUGCAUGUGAAGACUGUGGCCUGCGUUUUAAGGACGCCCCGUCCCGGAACAGACAUCAGACUCUGAUGCACUACUCCUAUGAGGGAAGAGAGGAGGAGGAGGAGGAGGAGGAGGAGGGGGGGCGGCAGAGGAAAGAGUCAGGAACAAACAAGGGAGUCCGCGAUAACAGCGCGGAGUGA
Molecule: messenger RNA, 2075 nt
Organism: Perca flavescens (yellow perch)
Lineage: Eukaryota; Metazoa; Chordata; Actinopteri; Perciformes; Percidae
Product: zinc finger protein 835
Exons: 3
Coding region: 207-2075 (622 amino acids)
Biological process (GO): regulation of transcription by RNA polymerase II
Molecular function (GO): DNA-binding transcription factor activity; RNA polymerase II cis-regulatory region sequence-specific DNA binding
Source: RefSeq, a predicted model, not a curated record